AUGGCCAGCGCAACGGAGAGCAUCUGGAAACACUUCCGGCCAACUCAUCGCUCCUAGUUGUCAGUGUUGUGUGUGUGUGUGUGUUCAUCAUGGUGCUGCUGACAAUGAUAGCCCGGGUGGCGGACGGCCUGCCCCUGGCCGCCUCAAUGCAAGAGGACGAGCAGUCUGGACGAGACUUACAGCAGUAUCAAAACCAAGCCAAGCAGCUUUUCCGCAAGCUGAACGAACAGUCGCCGGCUCGCUGUACGCUGGAGGCGGGAGCCAUGGCAUUCCACUACUUAAUCGAAAAGGGCGUUUGCUAUCUGGUUCUAUGUGAAUCGGCAUAUCCUAAGAAACUAGCGUUUGCCUAUCUGGAAGAUCUGUAUAAUGAAUUCGAUGAGCAACAUGGAAAGAAAGUCCCCACCGUAUCAAGGCCCUACUCCUUUAUAGAGUUCGAUAAUUAUAUUCAGAAGACAAAGAAGACCUAUAUAGACAGUCGAGCUAGAAGAAACCUCGGUUCCAUCAACACAGAGUUACAGGAUGUUCAGAGGAUUAUGGUGGCAAACAUUGAAGAGGUUCUGCUUCGUGGUGAAGCUUUGUCAGCACUGGAUUCAAAGGCUAGUAAUCUCUCAACUUUAUCCAAAAAAUACCGCCAAGAUGCAAAGUACCUGAACAUGCGCUCCACCUAUGCUAAAUUGGCUGCAGUGGCCGUGUUUUCAGUCAUGUUGAUCGUGUACGUCCGAUUUUGGUGGCUGUGAACCACUAGAAUCGUCUAACAAAACUGUGGAGGUUAACAAAUGGAGAAUAUGCCAACGGUCUGGAUGAGUUCAUCGUUCAAUGUCACUUGUUAGCUUCAGAGGCCGCCACCCGGAAGGGAACAGCGGGGCACCUCGUGAUUCACUCUAGUUUGCUUGCAUCGGAUUACACUGUAUAAAUAAUAGACUUGAAAACAAGUUUUAUCUUUUCCUGAAGAUGGAAGAAGGAUCUAGAAAACAAACUCUUGGCUCCGUGUACCUGUCUUGCUGUUCCUGCAACUCAUUUCGGAAAACUCUUCAAAUGCAACUUGUGACGACGACGCCUUUUUCCUUUCUCCACGUCGCUGUUUUUCCUGUUUUAAAGGGGUACUCUGGUGGAAAGAUAUAUAUAUAUAUA
This is a messenger RNA of Hyla sarda, 1131 nucleotides long. It is a transcript of the gene SEC22B, whose product is annotated as SEC22 homolog B, vesicle trafficking protein. Gene Ontology annotation, molecular function: SNAP receptor activity. The record is from RefSeq and is a predicted model, not a curated record. Gene Ontology annotation, cellular component: ER to Golgi transport vesicle membrane; endoplasmic reticulum membrane; SNARE complex. NCBI's taxonomy places the organism in Eukaryota, Metazoa, Chordata, Amphibia, Anura, Hylidae. Gene Ontology annotation, biological process: vesicle fusion with Golgi apparatus; retrograde vesicle-mediated transport, Golgi to endoplasmic reticulum; endoplasmic reticulum to Golgi vesicle-mediated transport. The transcript has 5 exons. Bases 90 to 737 code for a protein of 215 amino acids.